This is a messenger RNA of Carassius carassius (crucian carp), 711 nucleotides long. Its product is annotated as somatostatin-2-like. Gene Ontology annotation, molecular function: hormone activity. The transcript has 2 exons. Gene Ontology annotation, cellular component: extracellular region. The record is from RefSeq and is a predicted model, not a curated record. The coding region runs from base 188 to 517 and encodes 109 amino acids. NCBI's taxonomy places the organism in Eukaryota, Metazoa, Chordata, Actinopteri, Cypriniformes, Cyprinidae.
GUUACAUCUGAACCUGUUAAUUUUUAACUUGUAAAACGUAUCAGCGCGUAACUAAUUUUUACUUUGUGUAAGAGAAAGUACCAGUAUAAAACAGUCUGGAUAAGCAAGAAUACACAUUUAGGGAGCACAUUGCAGAAAAGGGGCUUGAACCAAGGUUGAACAAGCCACAUCCUUCAAAACAUCAGCUAUGGCCUCACCCCAACUUCAUCUCACUGUCUACCUGAUCUGUUUGGCCAUGGCAGCAAGCAUCAUAUCAUGCGGUCGAUCUCAUAUGGAUACAGACUCCACACUAGAAGCAUCUCGUGGCAGUGCUGCUGAUGAAGUGAUACCUGAGAGAUAUUCCCUUCCAGAGCUUCAGUGGUUGCUCAGUAAUUCAAACCCAGCAGCCAUUCAGUCUGACAGCCCAUCUCCGGGGAUUCUACAGAAAGAACUGGACCUAAUGAGGAGAGACAGUGACGACAAACCUCGAAAACCAGGCUGCCUGAUUUACUUCUGGAAAUCCAAAACAGCAUGCUAACCACAGGCAACCAACAGGUCCCAAUUGGAGGCCUCCACCACAAUCAAUAUGCUACCAAAAAUAUACCCAUUCCUUUUCCUGAAUUCACACUCAUCAUAAGACAGUCUCUGUCUUUGGAGUGAGUAAUUGUAGCCAUUAUCUUCUAAGAGUGUUCCUUGAUCUCUUAUAUGUCUUUCUCUGAAACAUUGCAUGCU